Molecule: messenger RNA, 1306 nt
Organism: Thermothielavioides terrestris NRRL 8126
Lineage: Eukaryota; Fungi; Ascomycota; Sordariomycetes; Sordariales; Chaetomiaceae
Exons: 4
Coding region: 214-1113 (299 amino acids)
Molecular function (GO): oxidoreductase activity
Source: RefSeq, a predicted model, not a curated record
UGCGUGGGCGCGGAUGACGGACCGAGACCUCUGAUGUCGUCAUCGACUUAUACAUGGAGUCGUCCCUCAAACAAGGAACCGCGAUGUCAUAGCCCCCGUGAGAUACAUUACUUGAGGCUCACUUGCUGCAAUCCGACAAAAAUAAGCCGUCAAACUUGCAAUUUCUGUCCCAACUCUUGCAGAUAAUAUCGCGCUUUUCGCAGACAGACCAAAAUGUCGACCAAGGGUCAGUUUGAGAGCGGGCAUGAGAUCCCCGUCUCCAGGCAGGAAUUCCCGGGCUUGGAGAGCAAGAUGCCAUAUCCACAGCCGCUGUUUGACGAGCUACCGACCGAGGACGGCAAAAGCCAGAAAUACAAGCCUGCCGGCAAGCUGAAGGGCAAGAACGCCAUCAUCACGGGCGGAGACUCGGGCAUUGGGCGUGCGACCGCCAUCCUGUUCGCUAUGGAGGGCGCCAACUCGCUCAUUGCCUAUCUCCCGGAGGAGGAGCGUGACGCGCAGGAGACCAAGAAGAGGGUGGAGGGAUACGGCGGACAAUGCCACCUCCUGCCCACCGACCUCAGAGACCGCAGCAACUGUAAGAAGGUGGUUGACGAAGCGGUCAGAAUUUUCGAUGGAAAGAUCGACAUACUGUUCAACAACGCGGCCUACCAGAUGGUUGUGGAAGACAUCAAGGAGCUCUCCGAGGAGCAGUGGCUUCAUACGUUCAGCGUUAACAUCCACCCAUACUUUUUCCUCGCCAAGUAUGUGCUACCGCACAUGACGCGUGGAAGCACCAUCAUCAACAACGCCAGCAUCAACGCGUACAUCGGCCGCCCGGACCUUCUCGACUACACAUCGACAAAGGGCGCCAUCGUGUCUUUCACGCGGGGCCUGAGCAACCAGCAGAUCGGCAAGGGCAUCCGUGUCAACGCGGUUGCGCCAGGGCCGGUCUGGACACCCCUGAUUCCGUCGACGAUGCCGGAGGGGGCGCAGAAGCAGUUUACCAGCCCCAUGGGUCGGCCGUCUCAGCCGAGCGAGAUUGCGACCUGCGUCGUCUUCUUAGCCUCGUCGGACAGCUCCUCCAUCAGCGGGCAGACGAUCCACUGCAACGGCGGCACCAUUGUUAACGGCUAGCAGCAGAUAGCCGUGACCAAAGCAGAGCAGGAGGAACAGGUGAAGAGGGACGAAAUGCGGUGCAACAUGCCUCCGUCAGUGAGAAGCAGCCGCAUUAACGGCGAGGCUGUCGUGGCUUCACCGGUCGCUGCGCUGCAUCGGAAUUGAACGCGGCUCGAAGAAGGCAGCAACGAGCUCGGCAGUUGUUGUCAGG